Messenger RNA from Dermacentor andersoni, 3161 nucleotides. RefSeq lists its product as uncharacterized. The record is from RefSeq and is a predicted model, not a curated record. Lineage: Eukaryota; Metazoa; Arthropoda; Arachnida; Ixodida; Ixodidae.
ACGACUCAGUUGGGGGCGCCGACGUCGCUGCGUUGGCUUCGUGGCCGAUGGUUGCUGCUGACGUUGGAGGAGCCGUAGUAGCCGCGCUAGCGUGUAUGCGGGUCGUUGCCGGUCGUGUCCGCAGGACUCUGGGUGCUGCAGCAUGGAUCUACCGCUCGGAACGGUCGUGAGCCCGCACUACGCGUUCCCCAUUGUCGGCGUCAUACUGUGCGCCCUGCUUGUUUUCGCCUUCGGCUUCAAGUCGCCCAGCCAGCCUCCCAGCUUCGGAAGCAUCGACGAUGAGAGCGACAAGAAGAAGAAGCGAAAGGCCAAGGAGUCCCAGAAGAGCAAAACGCAAGCCAACGGCCAUGCACCAACUGCAUCCCCAAAAGUUGUUAGCCAAGCCAAGCCCAAAGUAGAGAAGGCACCUGCUCCUGCUAAACAGAAAACCGAAAAAACAGAUGCGAAGGCUGCUCAGCAAAAAAAGCCUGCCCAACCCCAAGAGAAGCGGCCCGUCACAACCAAGGGAAAGAAGGAAGCUGCUGCGAAACAACCAGAGGACCCCGCUCCUGCACCACAGUCAGCUGAGGACGCCGGAGAUGGGUGGGUGCAGAAGUUGAGCAAAAAAGAAAAGAAGAUACGCCGCAAGGGAGAGGAGAAGACCAACGUCUCGGCUGAAAAGAGUCAGGCCAAUGCACCGGCCACCGAAGAAUCCAAGAGUCCUGCCACCAAGCGCAAGAAGCAGUCGAAAGAAGCCGAUGCUAAAAAGGCUGAGCCAGACGUUGAAAUGCCCGAGGAGCCUGUUGCCACUGAACCAGUUGCUGCAGCUGAUCCUGAGUUCACACUUUAUCGAGACAUUGUAAACAAGGAACAUCCCAAGGAUCAGAGGAACAAAAAGAAGCCAAAGUCUCCUCCUACUGAACCAGAGCCUGUGAAGAGCCCGGCCAAGAAGGAGUCAGCUAAGAAGGACGUCACCAAGUCUGAGGAUGCUGCAUCAAAAGCCAAGGGAAAGGGUGGCAAAACUGACAAAAAACAGGCCGAGGAUUCAAAGCCCAGUGAUACUGCCAAAAAGGCUGCAGCACCACAGGAGAGCUCACCUGCAGCGGAGCCUUCUGUGAAGCCAGCCAGCAGCCCAGAGACGGCAGAGUCAAAGAGCAGCGAAGUUGCUCCACCUGCGGAGUCCAACGUGGCUUUUGACGAACUCGGUGAUGCCUGGACGGAGGCCAAACCCCAGAAAAAGAAGAAGAAGGCCCGCAAAGACUGAAGCUGUGCCCUGCCUUCUUGCCUAGUCGCCCUGGAAUCCAGGUGAAGCGACCGUCUGCUUCGACGGGACCAAACCGCCACCGCUGCGUCGAAAAAAGUCCCUGCAUGUCUGCUGCCUGUUCACUAGCACCAGCAGCGAGAGCACUGGAGGGACCAAUGCAGCGGGUGCCGAUGCCCCCGAGCCAUCACCUCUUUUCGUCUCUCGUGCAACAAGUGACUCUCUCUCUCUCCCUCGCUCAUGUGACUCAUGUGAUGGCUGGCGAGCCGGGCGAGGUUUUCGAGCUGCCGUCUGUGGUGUCGUCGGGACGGCACAUGCCAGAAGUAUGCAAAUGUGCUGCCACCACACCACACCCCAGCCACAUCGUUUUAUUAAGUCCCUGCAUUUUUUUAUCAUUAUUUUCUCGCGAGGUGUGGUGGUGGUGAAAGAAGACUUGCUGUGUAGCCCUCCUCGUUCCCCUAGGUAAUGAGGGACACCAGUGUGUCGAAUGUGUUCGUGCCACACUCGCAAGGGAAUGCAAGUUUGUGUAGCUUGCCCCUGCACUGGUGGAGACGCUCACUCUGUGUAGUCUGCCUGGGAGGGAGCCUAGAACACACAAGAGGAGGGUGGCCUUUGUGGCAGCCUUUUCCCUCUUUUUGUUUGUUUCUCAACUUUUGUUGUUCCGAAGAGUUUUAUUAUUGCAAGCAGGCCACUGUACAUCCCUGAGAGGAUGUACAGCCAAUAGUCUUUUAAAGGUCCCCGUGAGCAAAUGGAUAUCUGCGCCAUUUGCAAAGGUCAACGCUGCUCAACUUUUUGCUUCUUGAAGGUCUCCUUUUACUUUUUCUCUCUAUUCUCGUUAUUUUACACUGAGGCUUUUCAUUUUUUUUUAUCUGGGGAGAGCAAAUGCUAUAUUUCAUAUGGUUGGUGGGUUGCAUUAAGAGUUUUACUUUUGCCAUUGUUUAUAUGGCACUGCCUUUUGCCACUCGUUUUUUUACUCUGACCUCCAUGAGAGCACGGUUACGUGGCGGCUUCCACAUUUACGUGCCACACUUUUUCACAGACACAUGCAUAUUUUUUGUGCAGUCUCGUUCUUUUGUCUGGGAAGUUCUUUCUACACACACACACACACACAUAUAUAUAUAGUACUGAAGGAACGCUGGAAGGAGCGAUGGUUUUUAUGCAUUCCUCUUGUGUCGGUACGAUUUGAGUUGAGACCAUUAUGUGCAUAUCUUUUCCAGGUUACUUUAAACGCUUCGUCUGCCGUUCUUAAACUGCGCCGCACCGACGUCCCAUCCCCUGUCACCUGGGAGUGUUGUUUUGGGGCGCUGUACAAGUUGUUAGUUACCGAGAGUCGUUUAUAACAUAAAAGUGCGCUAUGUGAUGGCCCGUCAGGUCAUGGCAUAUGUGCAGCACUGAAAAGUGAUUGAGAACUUUCUUUCUUUCUUUUUUUUGGACUUGUCUGUACUUGCCAAAAGGUGUCCGCUGCCAAAAGUAUGCAUGCGGAAACACUUGUAGCAAUUUGGCCACCUGUGUUGCUACCAGUGUUUUGUGAUCUUAUUCUCGCAGGUGCACCCUUUUUGCAGCAGACAUGUCUUUCAGUUAUAAGUGAGGAAGCGAUACACUACCCCACACUUUCUUUUGUGUGUUUCUUUUUACGCUAUCAAAUCUUAUUCCAACACACUGCAUGGGUUCUGUCAUUGUUGUAUUGUUUCAUUAUUCUAUAUAAGUUUGCAAGGAGUUGUGAUAGAUGAUUCAGGAAACGAAUAGUGUUUUUGAAGUUGCCUCGAACUUUACCCCGUUGUUGGAGAGCAACUUGUUAUAAUGAUUAUCGAACACAAAACUGUGUACAUAAGGGCCAAAUGUCCAUGCAAGGACACUUCCCACUGUUGUCUGCUCUCUUUGUAAUAAUAAAACAAGAGAAAAAGAACUUCUCUCGGGAAAA